AUGAAAGCUCAAGUUCUUCUCGCUGUUCUACCCUUUGGUUAUAUAGCCCUGGCCGACCAAACCCAAAACUGGCAGGAAGUCUGCGAGGCCACCCCACCCAAAACACAAGAAACAAUUCAGGGUGUAACGUUCAAAUACACCUGCAAAGUGGCUUGCAACAAUUUCCAGCAAAUUCCGGGGCAAUAUGAUCAUCCAGAUGACUGUGCGGAACAAAUCUUGGCUUCCUCCGAACAGGCCAUCAUUUGGCGACGUGACUCGGCAGAGUGCUGGAGAUGCACAGCGCCUGGAACGACAGCGAACUCUUACGAUACUCUCGUGAUGGAAAAGGUGAACGGUAACAGUCCUUUUGAACCCAGUUGCGCUCAGCAGCUGGCUCAAUGCCAGACCCAGUUGAAUACAUGCCAAUCUCAAGCGGGUUCAGGUGGUGGUUCAGGUGGUGGUUCAGGUGGUGGCUCAGGUGGUGGCUCAGGUGGUAAUUCAGGUGGUUCAAGUACCACACCAUCAUGUGGCGCGACACAUACACAAGGUGGUUAUAACUGGGGAGUCACUUGCGGAAAGAUCCUUUCUGGUCCGAACCGGCGACAGGAAGACGGGAGCAGCCUUCAGGACUGUAUCGAUAAGUGCGCUGCCACACCGAGCACAUGCGAGAGAGUUGCCUACAGGAGCCACCUCCGCUUCAACCAGUGUCUGAUGUCCUCAGGGAGUCCCGUGAAAACAGUUUCCAACUCGAAUUGUAAGUCGGCUGAGAGGCAGUAG
Molecule: messenger RNA, 756 nt
Organism: Aspergillus tanneri
Lineage: Eukaryota; Fungi; Ascomycota; Eurotiomycetes; Eurotiales; Aspergillaceae
Exons: 3
Coding region: 1-756 (251 amino acids)
Source: RefSeq, a predicted model, not a curated record